This is a messenger RNA of Pipistrellus nathusii (Nathusius's pipistrelle), 684 nucleotides long. NCBI's taxonomy places the organism in Eukaryota, Metazoa, Chordata, Mammalia, Chiroptera, Vespertilionidae. The record is from the annotation of a GenBank genome assembly.
AUGUUUACGCUUCUGAUCCUACUCAGCCAGCUGCCCGCGGCUGCCAUCGCGAUUCCUCUUUGCACCAGAGGUCCCGAGGAGCCUGGACACGCGGGGGAGGAAGUAUUUACAUCCAAACAAGAAGCCAGCUCUUUCAUACACAGACACCUGCUCUAUAACAGGUUUGAUUUGGAGCUCCUCACGCCAGGUGACCUAGAAAGGGAGUGCGUUGAAGAACUCUGCAAUUAUGAAGAAGCCAGAGAGAUUUUUGUGGAUGAAGAUAAAACGCUGGCAUUUUGGCAGGACUAUUCCAUUAAAGGACCAAACGCAAAAUCAGGUGAUAACAGAGAGAAAAUAGACGUUUUGGGCCUUCUGACUGGACUAAUUGCCGCUGGAGUAUUUUUGGUUAUUUUUGGAUUACUUGGUUACUAUCUUUGUAUCACUAAGUGUAACCAGCAAGGACAUCCAGGUUCUUCAGCCACCUACGUAAGAAGAGGAAGGCACACUCCCUCCAUCAUUUUCAGAAGACCUGAGGAGGCUGUCUUGUCUCCAUCACCACCCGCAGUGGAGGACACAGGGUUACCUUCUUAUGAACAGGCCGUGGCACUGACCAGAAAACACAGCAUCUCGCCACCACCACCAUAUCCUGGGCCAGCAAAAGGGUUUAGAGUGUUUAAAAAGUCUCUGUCACUCCCAUCUCACUAA